UUCGCGGGUAGGGCAGGGAGCGAAGGAGGAGCGACGAUGUGCGCGCUCGAGAAUCCGGGGGCGGCGCUGUGCGAUCACGUCCAGCGCCAUGGCCUCCAGGGCCAUCUCUUCUCCGACAUCACGGUUUGCUUCCAGAGCAAGGAUUACAAGCUCCACCGGAUCAUCCUCUCGCAGAGCCUCUACUUCAAAUCGCUGCUGUCCGGGCCCUGGAAGGAAUCCGGUAAGCCGCGCGUGGAGCUCAAGAUUGACGAUCACAAUGUGACGGUGGAGGGAUUGGAGAUCGCGUUUGCGUACUUGUAUGGAGUGGCGCCGGCGUUUAGCAACGAGAAUGCGGUGGGCGUUCUUGCGGCUGGAUGCUUCCUGUGCAUCGAGAAUUUGUGCGAGCAGUGCGUCCAGUUCAUGGUGAGUGAUAUCAGAGUGGAGACCUUCCUGGCUUAUCAGCAGCUGUCGGAGCGGCAUUGCUAUGGACACCAUGCCGAAGGAAUUCGCGAUGCCUGCUGGAGCUACCUUUGUUUCCAUGCUGCUCGAGAGCUCUCCCACGUACUAUCCAAGCUUUCUCUUCCGCUGCUUUGCCGGCUACUAAAGUCUGACGAGCUCUGGGUGACGAACGAGUCGGAGAGAUACAAGCUUGCGAAGCAGGCUUUGGUAGACUGGAAGCUUUCGCGGAGAACUUCCAAUGUGGAGGGUGGAUCGUCAAAGAGGCAGCGGGUUGCAAAGUCGAACUCCGCAAGGAAGGCCGCCAAGACAGCCUCGGGCAAGAGCAAGGACAAAGGCAGCAAGCCAAGCUCCAAGGACAAAACCAAGAAGAAAGGCGAGGCCUCGAGCGAGCAGAAAGCCGCCUCGUCGCAGCAAAAGGAGGAUUUGAGCUCGACCCCGCUAAAAAUGUUGAGAAGGCUCUGGGACGAAGACGCGGCCGAGGAAGCAGCAGAGGUUUCAUCAAAGGACGGGUUUGAGAUGGUGAUGGACUUGUUCUGCGGUGGGGGCAUCACCUUUGCUUACAUGGACGCCAACGAGGGGCUCCAGGCGAGAAAAGAGCUCGAGGACGCCAACAUGCCGACGGACGUCGUCAACGACGCGAUAUGGCAGAACGUUUUGCUCAAGACCCGGGUGCUCGGAGGCACACCUUGCGAAGAGGAAGAAGAAGACUCCGACUCCUCCGAGUCGGGCGUGUCCGGCAGCUCCUCCGAGUCGAGCGAGUCGGACUGGAGCAGCCCGGACGAGGACGAGGCCGGCAACGCGAGCAGCGGCGGUGAGGACUCCGGCUUGGACAGGGCAGCAGCGAGCAGUGCCGCGACGCUGGUGCCUUUCUCAACCGUGGACGAGUGUUCGUUCGAUGGCAAGAGGAGGAAGAGCACGGGGGGAUUCAGCUGGUCCGCGAAGCUCCACAGCGGGAUGCAGAUGAGCGACUUCCCGCCGUUUCGAUUCGGGACGGAGUUUACGUUCACGGACAAGGCGUGGUACUGCUCAAACAUCGAGAAGGACGUGUUCUUCGGGGGCUCGAGGUGGAAGGUGACGAUGUCGUGCACCGGGGACGAGACCUGGUGGGUUGCGUUGCACUGCCGGCCAUGCACGUAUCCCUUCCAGCCGCAUAUGUACGUGGACCAGCGAAAGGUGGUGCGCUUCGCCGCCAAGCUUUUCAUGCGGACGUCGAGCGGGCUGCAGUGCGUGACGGGGACGGGGCAGAGGAAGUGCAAGUCCCACGUCGGGGUCACCUUGAGCGCCAAGGACAUUCCGAAAGACAAGCUCUUCCGGGUGGUGGCGGCGGUCCAGCUUAUGGAGGACGAGAGCAAGGCGAAGACGCAGGCCAAAGACGAGGAAGCUUGACAGGCUGCUGCGCUUCGAGAUCCUCCUCCUCGUCUGGAUCCCGGCCAGCUUCCAGCGGAGCAAAUAAUUUUGAGUGAGAGGUGAUGAAGAACACAACGCGGCUAGCUGCAGAGAUUUUUAUUUUGGCGAAGCAUUCAAACGGUAAAGCUUCACGAAAACGUAGGGAAAAAUUAUUUAGCCUCGACUUUCUUCAUGUUUUAACACCUAUAGCUGUUAGUUUGUAAUUGCAUAGAAACGUUCCACUCA
This is a messenger RNA of Selaginella moellendorffii, 2070 nucleotides long. RefSeq lists its product as uncharacterized. Gene Ontology annotation, molecular function: protein binding. The record is from RefSeq and is a predicted model, not a curated record. NCBI's taxonomy places the organism in Eukaryota, Viridiplantae, Streptophyta, Lycopodiopsida, Selaginellales, Selaginellaceae. Bases 37 to 1824 code for a protein of 595 amino acids. The transcript has 3 exons.